This is a messenger RNA of Sycon ciliatum, 3139 nucleotides long. Its product is annotated as transmembrane and coiled-coil domain-containing protein 3-like. The record is from RefSeq and is a predicted model, not a curated record. Lineage: Eukaryota; Metazoa; Porifera; Calcarea; Leucosolenida; Sycettidae. Gene Ontology annotation, cellular component: membrane. Gene Ontology annotation, biological process: potassium ion transmembrane transport; proton transmembrane transport. The transcript is spliced from 14 exons. Gene Ontology annotation, molecular function: potassium:proton antiporter activity. Bases 458 to 2905 code for a protein of 815 amino acids.
UCUUCACUUGCACUUGGGACUUCUGUCAGUUCUGACUAUUCUCCAAGUGUUGGGUUUUUAGUUCAGUCCAUGCCCAAGUUUGAUACAGUGCUUUGGAUGUGCGGAACAUUGUGCCACACUGCCAGGUUUCUUUGUCGACUUGUAUGUCUGCAACUAGUUAACUAUUCAUGGCGUACUGUGAGGAGGGGUUAUGAUCCGUGUAGUUGCUGGUGUCACACUGUCAUCUCCGUGCUGAAUACCUUCAAUGCUUCAUUGCGGAGCUCUUACUUCUAGGAAAACUUGCGGAGUCUUCUGACUGAGAGGACUGGAAAUGGAGGUUGCUGAACUAAUUAUUUACAUUGGUUAUCGUAUGCAUGCUUGAGAUGCAUGGUCAACGAGCUGAGUCGGACAGCAGGCACCCUCUUUCAGGUCCAUACAGCACAGGCUCUACCUGCUCAGGAAUUGAUUCUAUAAAGCCAUGACGUGGUCUUUGGUUGCAGCGAGCUGCAUUGUAGCUAUCGUUGCACUACAAUGUGACGGAGGACGUAACACUGAUGACAGCAGUGUUGAAGUACCAGACAAAUUCAAUCUUGCCACAGGAGUGCCAUGUAGACACCUGCAGCAGAUGCUCCGUUCCAAGCGAUCACUAGCCAAGCGACUGCAGUUUGCUGCUAAUGAUACACUCACCAAACCUAACUCCAUGACAACUGCAGAGAAGCAGGUUCAGGCACAAAUCAUAGAGUUGUUUGGAGAGGAACUGGAUGAGUUUGAGGCUGGCAUUUAUAAAUCACUGAAUGGCCUGGACCGUGCCCUGAAGGCCAACUUCUGGUCACUGCCGUCAGUGAAAGCCAAUUUCAAACGUCGCCUUGAAGGACUGAAGAGUGCCUCAAUGCAUGAAGAGCAAAGUUUUAAUGCUAUUGUCGAGCUGGAGAAAAAGCAAGAGCUAGCCGAACAGGAGCACGAGAAAGAUGUCCAGCGGAACAUCACUGCUCACCAGCACGGUGCACAUCGCAGUGUAGCUGAGAAGCUCAUCCAGGAACUGGUGAACGGCGUGGUAGACGAUGUUGUGGCUGCCGCUGACAAGCUGGAGAAUGGCAUGAAACAAGACCAGGCCUUUGAGAACAUCAAACAGAAAGAAGGUGCCAAAUUGGAAACUGUGAUAAAGCUAGAGGAGGAUGAGGAAGGUGUUCAUCGUGAUGUAGCCAAGGAUACUGGCAGCAAGAAGAGUAACCAUAGCAGCAAAGUGUCCAAGGAUGGGCUGCGCCGUGGUGGAGAUGACGGCGAUGAAAAAAGCAAGAAGGCUGGUGGCAUGAGCAUGCUAAUUGACUCGCACGGCAACAAGUAUAUUCUGGCUGAAUCAGCUACAAAGAUGAUCACGCAUCACGACUGGCAUUUACUAACGAGCCUGGCUUUGGCUGUGGUGUCUGCGUUUCUCCUGGGUGUGAUCUGUCAGUACCUGCGAGUACCGGUGUUGUUUGGGUACGUGUUGAGUGGUGUUCUCAUUGGACCGCCUGGAUAUAAUCUUGUACAGUCUCAGGUACAAGUGGAGACACUCGGUGAGGUCGGUGUCUACCUCUUGCUGUUUAGCGUCGGCUUGGAUUUUUCCGCUCGUAGUUUCAGAGAGGUAUGGUUAGUUGCUAUGUGUGGUGGAGGUGCCACGACAGCUGUGAUGCAACUUGCAAGUCUUUUGGCAGCCACCAUGCUGCACAUUCUACCGCAGCAAAGUUGUUUUGUAGCCGCAUGCCUUACACUGUCCAGCACUCAGCUAGCUGUCAGGGUACUGGCUCAGUAUAACGUGCGCCGCAAAGGUGUUUCUCCAUCGUCGUCUUCUUCCCACAUAUCCAUGAGGAAGGAAAGUCUGCUGGAUGGAUCAGAGAAUGGUGGCGUUGACCUUGGCGAAGUCGGUAACGGUGUCUUUGGUAUUCUACUAUUGCAAGACAUCUUCCUGGCAGUGUUUGUUGCCUUGCUACCCAUCCUGGCUGAGCAGAUUGCGGACAGUCAGGAUCAAGCGUCAUCCUCGCAUGCCGCCGCCACCAUUGCCACUGCUGGUGUUGCUAGCGUUAUUCGUGGUGCUAAAGCUAAACUGACCACACAGCCUACUGGUGAUGCAGGCAUGGGGUCCUCCUCCAGCCCAUUGUCAUCUGUUGAGAGUUCUGAUGGUUCUGCAGAUGUACCAGCACCAGGCCUGCUAUACCCUGUCUUAUCACUGACUGCUCGUACUGUUUGCCUCUCCAUCUUCUGCUAUGCUGCGUCACGCACGCUGCUGCCACCUCUGGUCAAAAAGUUCUGGUCGUCAUCCGACAAAUAUGAUCGUGCUAUCUGCUUGACAUUGGGCAGUUUGUCCAUGCUUGUCGUCUGUGUGAUUUUCACCCAUCACGUCGGGAUCUCGGCUGAAUUAGGCUGCUUUGUCGCUGGCGUGCUGCUAACCUCUUUGACUUCUCAUGACCGCCAUCUUGCCCAGCAGGUACUAGCUAGUGUGGAACCAGUCAAGGACUUGUUCUCAGCCAUCUUCUUUGUCACCAUUGGCUUCCACGUCUUUCCAAUGUUCAUUUGGCACGAGUUUGCUGUGGUUGUGACGCUAACGACGGCCGUCGUUCUUGUCAAGUUCACUGUCACAUAUGCUGUGUUGUCGUCCAUGGUAAGUGCAUCACAGGCGGGUAUGAUUGGCUUGGCAUCGUCCAGUGUAGCACAAGUCAGCGAGUGUGCGUUCCUGGUGGGCAGCCGAGGCGUGCGAUUGGGUCUCAUAUCUCGUGAGGUGUAUCUUCUACUCUUGUCAAUCACCACCACCAGUCAACUUGUCACGCCCGUCCUAUGGUAUAGUAUGUCUGGCUGGAGAAGCCGGGCUCCUCUCAUGCGUUUUAUGAAGGCAGCUUACACACUCUUUAGCAAAGCAUGUCAAUCGGUCUCUUCAACCUGUGCCAGGUGACCGGGACUGCAUUUUCUCGCAGGCAACCGCUGCUCUUUUGCAGUCUUUCUCUCUAGAAACCUUGGUCUGAUUUUUAUCUUCUCCUAUUUCCAAUUUUGAGUUUUUUAAAGAGCGUGCCUCUUGCAUGCUCCUUGAACUUAUUUCUUUCCUGAAUAUUUUUAAGAAUUUUGAAGCUCCAUUCUAGCCUUGUCAUAAUUUCAGAAAUAUUCUUCUCAUCCCUGCUGAUGCCCUCAG